Molecule: messenger RNA, 2119 nt
Organism: Musca domestica (house fly)
Lineage: Eukaryota; Metazoa; Arthropoda; Insecta; Diptera; Muscidae
Exons: 1
Coding region: 448-897 (149 amino acids)
Source: RefSeq, a predicted model, not a curated record
AAUCAUUCGUAUUUUGAACACUUAACGGUGAACACCAAACAAAACCUUCUACAGGUGGAAGUUGAAGAACAAAACAAAAGAAAAAAAAAGAAACCUAAGCUAAACUAAAACGUUGUUUAUAAAUAAACCCAAGACUCGUUCGUUUGGAAAUAAAAGAAGAAAAUAAACAAUAGCAAAAAAGUGCAACGACUGAAGAAUUCUUUCAAACAAAAGCAAGAACUGAAAAAAUAAACAAGAAUUGUGCAGCGCUAAGCAAGCCAAGACAAACUGCAGCAAUUUGAGAAGAAUUUUCUGGAAUUCACAAGAGAAUACAAAUAGUCCGUAACAGUGGUGGUUGAAAAAUCCAAUCCUAUCAAAAAGUGCCUUCAAAGCAAAAAAAAACAAACGAAGUGUAUUGAUUUUUUGUUCUCAUCAAAAGAAGUGACGUAAAAAACCAAUUCCGCAACAAUGGCUUUUAUGAUGCCGGUUAUGAAAAAUAAUUAUGACAUCUACAAGGAUAGUCGUUCUCGUAAAACAUCCGAAUGCUCCAAUGGACCCACAUCCGGUCCAGCUGGCACUCCCUCCGUGGCAUCGGCCAUGGGUGUGAGCAGUGCCCAGGCCACACGUAGGCAGCGCAUGAAGUCGGAAAGUUUUGCUUCCUCACCCAGCCACACGUAUCGCAUGCAAAUGCAACGGUGCCAAAGUCAGAAAACUUUCCCACGCAAUGCUUCCCGGACCUCACAGUGCUCCACCUCAGGGGCCUUGUCGCCAACACGUUCCUUCUAUCAACCAUCAAACAGUCCGCCAAAGACGAACAAUGAAAAUUCGGGCUCCCAGCCAGAUCUAACCAAAUUCCAUUUACGUUUAGUGGAGAAAUUACGUAAAUCCUUUCGCAAGGAUUCGGGCAAACGUUCCUGAAAGACUGGUCUCUUGUCAAGAGAACAAGAACAACAAGCAGAAGAAUGUAGUAAUAAUUGUUGUCAACAAAACGAAAAUAAAGCAGAAAACCCAGCAGAAAGCAUUCGAGGUAACGGCAGUUGUAAGGAUCCCAUGCCUGAGGCAGGGGAUGGAGGCCAUACGGAAAGGCCGAAUGGCCAGCCAGGGGCGGCUGUCGCUACACCAACAACGGAUGACAACAUAUCUUCAACGAAUUCCGGCAAAGAAAUGCAAACAGCAGCAACAACAACGGCGGCAGAUGCAGGCGUUUUGGACCACACUAGCAUUGCAACACCUGGGCGCAAAUUCAGAGCUCACUUUGGCCAACGCCUGGCCAAGUGCCACAAAAAAUUGGCCAAUUUACAUUUGCAGCAUCAUCAUCCUCUCCAUUACAAUCAGCAGCAGAGUGAAAAGGGUAGCAUGACCCUACAAUUACUGAGUUCCAGCUCAACAGUGGAAUUGUACAAACACCAGGAAUCGGAGACAUCCAGUCUAUGCACCUCGGAGCACAAACAAUUGCUAAAGCAUCAGCAACCUGCUAUGGAGUCGAAAUCGAAAUCUCCCGAAAAAUCCUAUGGCCAAUUGCGAAAUGCCAGGAGACGGAAACGUCUGUCUUUUAUCAGACGGUGCAGUAAAAGUGCUCCACGCUAACGAAAGCUAAUGAAACGUAUCAAACUCCAUAUCAGGACCAAACGAAAAGUGAAAAGUCGCAUAUCGUUCGUACUAGUCAUGGUUAUGUGACAUGAUCAUGGCAUGAUUCUGAGAUGGGACCGGACUUUUUGCCGGUGGAAGAGGCGGGGGGUCAAGACAACCAUUCGAAAAUGAUUUGCUGCCUGCCAAAGGAAAAUUUUGCUUCAAUGCUUUACAAGAGAUUUUGGCCCAAGUUCCCGCCAUGCAUGACGUUCAAAUGCUUGGUUGGGUGGAUGGAUGGUUGGAUGGUAUGUUGAUAUUUCGGUUUCUUUACAAUUUGGCAGUUUGCCCAAAUUUAUUUGAUUCUUUUUUGGUUGCUGUUGUUGUUAUUAUUAUUCUAUAAUAUGUCGAGGAAACCAAAAAGGCUGAAAACAUUUGUUAAUCAUGCACUAGCAGAUGCUACUUUUUGGGGUCGGGAAAGAGGAAGAAAAUGCAUUGCAGGAAUUCAAAUUAAAAUAUUAAUGGCAAGAACUACGUCUUCUGCAAGACAAACACAAAAAAAUGAAGAAGAAUG